Emiliania huxleyi CCMP1516 is the source of this 1245-nucleotide messenger RNA. RefSeq lists its product as hypothetical. The record is from RefSeq and is a predicted model, not a curated record. NCBI's taxonomy places the organism in Eukaryota, Haptophyta, Isochrysidales, Noelaerhabdaceae. The transcript is spliced from 2 exons. Bases 1 to 1245 code for a protein of 414 amino acids.
AUGGCUUCAACGGCCGCCCGCCGGUCGGUGCCGGUCGCUCGAGCGUACUGCCACAACUGGACGUUGCCGCAGCGCCGGUGGCGCGUGUAUGGCCAGCCCAUUUACAACGAUCCAACGGCUCUGCUGCACCCGUACGCGAGACUGCUGGAGCAGCCGCGUGUCGCGUUUGUGCCCACCAAUGAGCGUCCCUCCAGCGACCACCGGUGCAUUGACGCGCCUGAGCUCACGGCUGCAAAGGUGGCGCAUUGUGAGUCGAGCAAAUGGGAUAGCUGGUUUGCAAGCCAGGCGAGCUCGUUCGAUGUCUUCGUCCACUGCAAAUUUUACUGCAGUAAGGUGGGGGAAAGGGAGACGAAGGUUCACAUCGUGGACCGCAUCGACUCAUACGACCGCAUCGACACGGGGCCACCGUACAACAACCACCAGAUUAGCGCCGAGAUCUUCAACUCGGAAACGCACAUGGACAACGCGUGCAGCACCCGUCUCUGCGUCGUCAUCCCUCACCACUUCAACCUCGACUGCGUCCCGCGAAGAAGACCGGCAGCCCACGAGACUGCCGCAGGUGGCACCGGACCGAACGGGACCAUUGUCGUUGGGCUAGUUGGCUCCGUUGACGACGCGAUCGUGCAUAUGCUGCACAACGCGUCGGACGUGCAUCUGUUGCGCGAGCCGUACAACAUGAAAGCGUCGGGCGCCUCGCGCAAGUCAGGCUCGUGCGCCUUUUUUGGGCAGCUCGAUGUGGCCGUGGCGUGGCACGCUUGGUACGCAAACACAAAGGACAUCCUGGAGGGGAAGCCUGCCGAGCGCGUGACCAACCCGAUCAUGCUCAACGUGCCGACCGUCUCAUAUGGUGGCUACGCCUCCUUCCGGGCAGUCAACCACCCGGCACUCACGUGCAUGGACCCCGCCUGUGUGCUCCGGCGCGUGAGGGGGCUCGCUCGGCGGCGCCGCGAGCUCCUGGAGGCCGUCGCCGAGCAGCAGGCGUGCGUCCACCACCAGCUGUCGCCGACAACCAUGCGCCGCUACUACAGCGAACUCUUUGAGAUGGCCUGGCGUACCAAACAGGUCGAGCAGUGGCGGGCGGGAGCGUACCCGACGCUGCAGACGGCCCACGGCUGCUCUGGAUGCAUCGGCGACCACGCGGACUGCACUUCGGCCUGCAAGGCUGAGUUCAGCUGGGCGGCCGGGGGAACCUGCGCUGUCCCUGGCAGCACCGAUGUGAGCAACUGCUGUGCCUGCCACCACUAG